Pteronotus mesoamericanus is the source of this 1719-nucleotide messenger RNA. RefSeq names its product PDZ domain containing 1 (gene PDZK1). The record is from RefSeq and is a predicted model, not a curated record. Gene Ontology annotation, cellular component: apical plasma membrane. The coding region runs from base 76 to 1632 and encodes 518 amino acids. Gene Ontology annotation, molecular function: signaling receptor binding; protein-membrane adaptor activity. Gene Ontology annotation, biological process: protein localization to plasma membrane. The transcript has 9 exons. Lineage: Eukaryota; Metazoa; Chordata; Mammalia; Chiroptera; Mormoopidae.
GUUCCAAGAAAACAACUCACCAGCAGAGAGUGAAUUGCUGAGUGGACCCAGCGGCUCUUCCUCCCACAUCCAGAAAUGGCCUCUGCCUUCAACCCCCGAGAAUGUACGCUGUCUAAACAAGAAGGGCAAAGCUAUGGCUUCUUCCUGCGAAUUGAGAAGGACACUGAUGGCCACCUAGUCCGGGUGAUUGAGAAGGGCAGCCCAGCAGAGAGGGCUGGCCUCCAGGAUGGAGACAGAGUUCUUAGGAUCAAUCGUGUCUUUGUGGACAAGGAAGAGCAUAUGCAGGUUGUGGAUCUGAUCAGAAAGAGUGGGAAUUCAGUGACUUUACUAGUUCUGGAUGGGGACUCCUAUGAGAAAGCCAUGAAAAAAAAGGUAGAUUUGAAAGAGUUAGGUCAAAGUCAGAAGGGGCCAUGUUUGAAUGAUAAGAAACUGCCUCUUAUGUUGAAUGGAGGAGCACAGACUUGGACCCAACCACGGCUCUGCUACCUGGUGAAGGAGGGGAACAGCUAUGGCUUUUCUCUGAAAACUGUCCAAGGUAAAAAAGGAGUGUACAUGGCUGAUAUAACACCUCAAGGUGUGGCUAUGAAAGCUGGUGUCCUGGCAGAUGAUCACUUGAUUGAAGUGAAUGGAGAGAAUGUAGAAGAUGCCACUCAUGAGGAAGUGGUUGACAAGGUGAGGAAGUCAGGAAGCCAAGUCAUGUUCCUGCUGGUGGACAAGGAAACUGAGAAGCACCAUAAUGAGCAGAAUAUAAAAUUCAAGAGAGAAACAGUCAGUUUGAAAUUACUACCCCACCAGCCCCGAGUUGUUAAGAUGAAGAAGGGAAGUAAUGGCUAUGGUUUCUAUCUGAGGGCGGGUCCAGGACAAAAAGGUCAAAUAAUCAAAGACAUAGAUUCCGGAAGUCCAGCAGAGGAGGCUGGCUUGAAGACCAAUGACCUGGUAGUGGCUGUCAAUGGCGAGUCUGUGGAAUCCCUCAGUCAUGACAGUGUGGUGGAAAUGAUCAGAAUGGGUGGAGAUCAGACUUCACUGUUGGUGGCAGACAAAGAAACAGAGAGCAUAUAUAGACUGGCUCAUUUUUCUCCAUUUCUCUACUAUCAAAGUCAAGAACUGCCUAAUGGUUCUGUAAAGGAGGCUCCAGUUCCUACUUCUGCUCCUCCAGAGAUCUCAAGUACAGAUACUACAGAGGAAGUAGAUCAUAAGCCUAAACUGUGCAGGCUGGUUAGAGGUGAAAAUGGCUAUGGCUUCCACUUAAAUGCAAUUCAGGGUCAGCCAGGCCCAUUCAUCAAGGAGGUACAGAAAGGCAGCCCUGCCAACCUGGCUGGGCUAGAGGAUGAAGAUAUCAUUAUUGAAGUGAAUGGGGUGAAUGUGGUGGAUGAACUCUAUGAGAAGGUGGUGGACAGAAUCCAGAGCAGUGGGAAGAAUGUCACACUCUUAGUCUGUGGAAAGAAAGCCUAUGAUUAUUUCCACGUGAAGAAAAUCCCUAUUGUUUCUUCCAUGGCUGAUCCAUUGGAUGUACCCCUUUGUUGCAAGGAAGGAACAUCAGUGGAGUCAGAGCACAACUCAUACACGGCGAAAGAACGAGCCCACAGUACAGCCUCUCAUUCUUCUUCCAAUUCUGAAGAUACAAAGAUGUGACGAGAACAAGUAAUGGCUUUGGCAGAUAGUUGUUUUUGGGUAUUUAAUAGGAAUCCUUUUCAAGGAAUGAGCUCCUACAUUUGCUGU